Molecule: messenger RNA, 954 nt
Organism: Poecilia latipinna (sailfin molly)
Lineage: Eukaryota; Metazoa; Chordata; Actinopteri; Cyprinodontiformes; Poeciliidae
Gene: arl16
Product: ADP-ribosylation factor-like 16
Exons: 5
Coding region: 84-614 (176 amino acids)
Molecular function (GO): GTP binding; GTPase activity
Source: RefSeq, a predicted model, not a curated record
GUCACUAUGGUUGCCAAAUGAGGCGACUAUGAAAACAUGAUAUUACGGUCUUGACUUACUACCUCCAUGCAGAAAAACGCAAAAUGACCAGCAAAGAAGUGUGUUUACUUCUUGGGGCAACUGGUGUUGGAAAGACUUUGUUACUUAAACGCCUACAAAUGAUCAGUUUACAUGGUUCAUGCGAAAUGGGUUCGCCUCCAUCGACUCUUCCCACAGUAGGAACCAACCUAACAGACCUGACCUUGAAAAAGAAGAAGGUGACAGUGAGGGAAAUUGGAGGCUGCAUGGGGCCUAUAUGGCCCAGUUACUUCCAGGACUGCUUCUCGGUUAUUUUCAUGGUGGAUUCAGCCAACACUGUCCAGAUAUCCUCCUCCUGUAUCCAGUUGCUGUCUGUGCUCUCUGCUGAGCCUCUGCGCAGUGCCUCUGUGCUUAUUCUCUUCAACAAGAGGGACAUGCCUUGCAUCAUGAGCCUCACGGAGAUAAAGUCACUGUUCAGAAUGGAUGACAUCAUCGCAUCGGCUCCUCAGCCCAUCACAACGCUGGAGGCCAGUGCCCGCUCUGGACAGGGUUUGCAAGAGGUGCUGGGCUGGCUGGAGUCUGUCACAGUCAAGUGACGUGUGUCUGAGAUUUUACUGAAACGUUCCCCUGAGAACUCGGAGAAGCCUUCUAAAAACUUUACAUCAAGAUUCUCAGUCUACAGCAACAACUCUGAUUUCAGUUGAUUUGAUGCCACAUUUAAUGCUGGACAAAGAAAAAGAAAAUGGGCUGCAGACCUUGUAAGAUGUGAAAUUUAAGAGGGAAAUUGGUCCUAUUAUUUGCUGGAAAAAGGACAUGAUUCUAUGAAAUAAUCAUUGUGAUGUUUGCUCAGUAUCAUCAUUUAGGUUACAUCUACCAAUUUUCUUUCAUACAAGUCGCUCCAACUAGUUCAUUCUUGCCUGAUGAGAGGUAAUCUAA